AUGGCGGAAGCUCUUGACGCCGAUGGCGAUGGUGCUUGCGUUGGUUCGGACGCCAAAGAAGUCGAAGGACUACUGAUAGAUGACGAGGCGUGUACAAUGGACCCAGUAGGCGAUAAUACUACACACUUCUCCGGGGAGUUUUCAUAUUGGAACUUCUCCAUGCGACUGAAGCGUCACAUGGAACAGCAAAUGGGGGGACUGGAGGGUUCUCAUAUAAGUGGUCCUAGCGGGGUGUGGGACUUUCCACGAGCUCAUCAGUUGCGUCCAGGACGUGAUCGCCUCUCGGCGGCAAUAUCAUGCUGCCCCCCUGGUCCAAUUGCCGAGUUUCUGACAAGAAACUUUUUCAAGUAUGCCGAAACUCAUUACUUUUUCGUUGGGAAAACCUGGUUUUUCGAACGAAUGAAUCUUCUUUAUAGCGACUCUGGUAGCUUUGCCAAAAAGGGAGGCGAGGCGAUUAUCAGCAUCCUCCUGACUGUAUUUGCGAUCGGGUCUCAAUAUGCACACUUCGAAUCUUCGACGUAUAAUUCGAGCGGGUCGUCACGGCAAAACCUUUCAGAGGAAGACAUCGAUGCAACAUUAUAUCAGCAAGCGAUCCAUCUACUACCGGAGAUCAUCGAGUUAUCUUCCUUGGAGAGCGUUCAAGCUUGUCUACUCCUUGGUUAUUAUGCACUUCCUGUUGACACUUCGGGGCUGGGGUAUAUUUACGUCAAUAUUGCAAUUCGACUCGGCAUGCAGAAUGGUAUGCACCGAAGAUGCAAGAACGAUGCCUUUGAUGCAACCAUGGUCGAGACACGCAAUCGUGUUUGGUGGACAGCAUAUUUACUUGAAAGAAAAAUCUCCAUCUUCCACGGCAGGCCGCUCUCAGUGCUUAGAAACGAUGUCGAUGCGACCAUUCCUCUAUACCAAUCGACCUUGGAAUUUAAUGACACUCACGCAAGUGUCGCGCGCACAGACGCAUCGAUCAAGUUGGUCCAUUUUCUUGAGGACCUGUUUCAUAAAGUAAACAAUCUUCGGAGUUGCCAAAAACAACAAAUCCCAACCAUCAUUACUCACCUCUUGACUAUCAAAGCGGCAAUGAAAGAGUGGUGGAGUUCUCUUCCCCAAGAGGUUGUGAAUAGCAGCUUGCAGCCGCCAGCGCACGUUCGCUCAGUAAUGCACCUCCAGCUAGAAUAUUGUCUGGUUCGGAUGUUUAUCGGACGACCGUUUCUGCUGAGAAGAGAGUAUUCAGACUCAACGAAUAACGCUCCAGCGUAUUCGGAGAACAAUCCUGACGAAAGCCACACUACCUCCAACGGUGCAGGUUUUAAGCAUUCGUCGAGUCGCAAGGACCUCAUUGAUGACUGCAUCGAGGCAGCAACGGAGGCACUGAGAAUUUGCCAGGAACUACGAGAUAGUGGAGCAGGUCUAGCACGAGCUUCGUACAUCGAGUAUAGCUCAUGCCGAGCGUCGCUCCUCGUGCUGAUUGCCUUCUCGAUACAAAAUCCCUCGGAGCAAUUUCAAAGAAAUAAACUGCUUUACAACGGGUUAGGCAUGAUUAGAGACAUGUCAGCUGCUGGAGAGUCGGCUCAAUCUGAGGUGUGCUUAAUUGAAUCACUCAAGCGUGCACUUGCACGUCUCCACACAGGGGCCCAGCAGCCUCAGCAGGGUAAUAUUAUGGCCCCGUCUGCCUAUUCCAUUUCAGAGUAUGAGGCUUUCAAGCACUGGGGAGCUACGCUGAGAGAAGGUGUCAUGUUUGAGGCAGCUGAUAUUGCCACAAAUCCUUCUCAUGAUCAGUCUUCAUUUGAUGCCCAGUCCUAUGACCGCAUCAUGCAAACGAAUUGCGGUCAGGGACUUUUUUCUGCGUCAGAUUGUGAUAUGGGCAUGCUCGGAUCUCUCGACCCGCUUGUUGAAAUCCCACUUUUCGGCACUGAGAAUACAUUCCCCUCAGCUACGUGGCCUAUCUGGACCGAGACACAAGUCCUGGAACAAUUUCUCACAAAUCCAGAAUAUGGGAUAGCACACGGCAUGGACAUAGGCGAGCAUUGA
Molecule: messenger RNA, 2025 nt
Organism: Penicillium arizonense
Lineage: Eukaryota; Fungi; Ascomycota; Eurotiomycetes; Eurotiales; Aspergillaceae
Product: fungal specific transcription factor domain-containing protein
Exons: 5
Coding region: 1-2025 (674 amino acids)
Biological process (GO): DNA-templated transcription
Molecular function (GO): zinc ion binding; DNA binding
Source: RefSeq, a predicted model, not a curated record